UCAGCGUUUCGUCUCCGGCGCCGCCCUCGCUGCUGCCAUGGCGGCAGCUCUGCCACUCUCCAAGGCCGAGUAUCUGAAGCGUUACUUGUCCAGGGCAGAUCCCGGCGUCGGCAGGGGCUCCGAGUCCAUUCUCAAGCGUCGCAAAAAGCGGCCUAAGCCUGGCAGUGCCGGCGGCAAGGGAAUGCGCAUUGUGGAUGAUGAUGUGAGCUGGACAUCUAUCUCCACCAGUAAGCCAGAACAAGAGGAAGAGGAAGAUGAUGGAGAUUUGCCUGUGGUGGCUGAAUUUGUGGAUGAGAGACCAGAAGAGGUAAAGCAGAUGGAAACCUUUCGUUCCAGUGCCAAAUGGAAGCUUCUGGGAGACCACAGUGAGGAUCUACCUUCACACAGACAUCUCCGUCAUGACUACCCGGAUUCAUCUCCUCCUAGGAGGGUCCGUCAUGAUUGCCUGGAUUCAUCUCCUAGGAUGGUCCGUCACGACACCCCGGAUCCUUCUCCUCCUAGGAGGGUCCGUCAUGACACCCCGGAUCCUUCUCCUCCUAGGAGGGUCCGUCACGACACCCCGGAUCCUUCUUCUCCUAGGAGGGUCCGUCAUGACACACCGGAUCCUUCUCCUCCUAGGAGGGUCCGUCAUGACACACCGGAUCCUUCUCCUCCUAGGAGGCCCCAGCAAGAUUCACCGGAUCCCUCUCCUCUCAGGAAACAUUAUCGUCCUUCAGGUGUAUCUCCUAAGAGGGCCCAUCACAGUUCCUCAGAUAUCUGUCCCCAUAGAAGGGCCGGUAACAGCUCCCCUGACACUUCUCAAGCAAAAAGGACUCUUGAUUCCUUGGAUUCAUCGCAGAUCAAGAGGUCCUAUCAUGACUCCCCUGAUUUGUCACCUGGUGUUCCUUAUUCACUGCCUAGAACCAAAAGCAGUAAAGUCCCAGAAAAAUCCUCUAGCAAAAGUUCUUCACAUCGGAAGGGGCUAGGAUACUCUCAUCUCUCAGUCUCAAAGAAUAGCAAAUAUGAAUAUGAUUCGGACCUCUCUCCUCCACGAAAAAAGCAAGCAAAAUUCCAUUUUAGAAAUAAAGAGCAUGAUUCUAAAGGCUCUUCACCCAGUUAUAGAAAAAUUCAUUCAAGCUCUUCACCUAGAAGACAUCAGAGUCACACAUUGGACUCUUCUUCCUACCCAAGUGACAGUUGGAAAGCCUCUGAUUCAGAUCUUUCUCCUCCAUGGAAUAAACAAAGGUCAGGGCACCAGGAUUCUGAUUCAGAUCUGUCACUUCCACGGAAUAGAUCUAGACACCGGAGCUCUGAUUCUGACCUCUCUCCACCAAGGAGGAAACAGAGGGCCAAAUCUUCUGAUUCCGAUCUGUCUCCACCUCGAAGGACUCAGCCUUUGGGAACAAAGGCUGCACACAUGUAUUCUGGGGCUAAAACUGGGUUGGUGUUAACUGACGUACAGCGAGAACAGCAGGAACUCAAGAAACGGGACCAAGAAACCAUGGCAUUUGAAGGUGAAUUCCAAUAUGCUGAAACCAUAUUUCGAGAUAAGUCUGGUCGUAAGAGGAAUUUGAAACUGGAACGUUUACAGCAAAGGAGAAAAGCAGAGAAGGACUCAGAGAGAGAUGAGCUGUAUGCCCAGUGGGGAAAAGGGCUUGUCCAGAGCCGGCAGCAGCAACAAAAUGUGGAGGAUGCAAUAAAGGAAAUGCAAAAGCCUCUGGCCCGCUAUAUUGAUGAUGAAGAUCUGGAUCGGAUGCUGAGAGAACAAGAAAGAGAGGGGGAUCCUAUGGCCAACUUUAUCAAGAAGAAUAAGGCCAAGGAGAACAAGAAUAAGAAAGUGAGACCUCGUUAUAGUGGCCCAGCACCUCCUCCCAACAGAUUCAAUAUCUGGCCUGGGUAUCGCUGGGAUGGAGUGGACAGAUCCAAUGGAUUUGAACAGAAGCGCUUUGCCAGGCUUGCCAGCAAGAAGGCGGUGGAGGAACUUGCCUACAAGUGGAGUGUUGAGGACAUGUAACUUUUCUGGGGCUGUGGGGGUGUUUGGGUUGUGGUAGUAGACACAGGACAGCCAGAUAUCCAGCUGUAACAGUUGUCUAUGCUAAUAAUCAGGCCCACACAGACCAGCAACUCUUUGAAUGCUAGUUUUGACCACUAGCAUUUGAGAGGAAGAAUAUUUGAGACCUCAUGUUUGGACUGAGGCAUCUGUAAUGUCUCAAGUGUGCCGACACUGGCUGUUGUUGCUGGCUUUCAGAAGAAACAUUGAUUUCUCAGUGUCCCAGGGUUUGUUCUUGGUUGGGUUUUUUAAUAAACAUACAUUUAUUUUUUUAAAA
This is a messenger RNA of Phyllostomus hastatus (greater spear-nosed bat), 2306 nucleotides long. It is a transcript of the gene BUD13, whose product is annotated as BUD13 homolog. Gene Ontology annotation, cellular component: U2-type spliceosomal complex; RES complex. Gene Ontology annotation, molecular function: RNA binding. Gene Ontology annotation, biological process: mRNA splicing, via spliceosome. NCBI's taxonomy places the organism in Eukaryota, Metazoa, Chordata, Mammalia, Chiroptera, Phyllostomidae. The coding region runs from base 38 to 1993 and encodes 651 amino acids. The record is from RefSeq and is a predicted model, not a curated record. The transcript has 10 exons.